AUGAAACGACAAUCCCCCCGGCUAUCGUCACCCGCGGGCGGUGCCAACCGCUGCCCCACGAAGAGACGCAGCAAGUACUUCUCCAAAGCGAGGAGAAAGACCACCAGGCAAGAAACCACCCCCACGCAGAGAACCCCCCUCACGCAGAGGACACACGCGAGGGGACCAGGAAACUACGCCAUCCCCAUCUCCACGAGCCUGUACAAUGCGACCAUUCUUCAUGGGAAGUUCAGGAGUAGAGAAGCAACAGGGGGGAUGGAAGAGGGACUGUUCGAUGAUACCCUCCUUGGGAAGAUCACCAGCAAUGCGGAGAAAACUCCCCCAAGAAGGGAUGACACCCAGUCUCGAAGUGGCAGUACACGCCCUGACGGGGACAAUUCUCUAACGAUGAAAUUUCGAAAGAUAAUCGCUACCUACAACGCGUUUACAGACCUCAUGAGGAAGCUAAAGUUCAGUAACGAACAAUUGGGGCGGCAUGCCAAGUGCCCUACAUGCAUUAACAGCUCAGUAAAUAUGAAGGAGGGAAAAUAUGAGAAAUACUUCGAAUGCACACAGUGUCACGAGAGGGUUUCCAUAAGGAAAGUAGAGGAUUCCAUGUUUGAUGAAAGAGAAAAGUUGUUCCUUCAAAAUAGGAGAAAAAUCUGCUUCGAAAUGGAAAAGCCCGACUCCUACCGCAUUCACCACUUUGGGAACCUCUCCUUUGCCAAGGACUUCAACAGAAUAGUAAGCGACGUAAUCAGAGAAGUCCUCACCGAUUUGAGGACACUAAAAAGACAUAGAAUAAAAUAUAGGAACAUUAUAAAGUAUAUAUACAGGAUCAAUACAUUUGUCGAUUUGUUGGAAUGUCCAAAGUGGACAAAAUGGAGAAGUUUCCGUCCUGAAAGGCACGUCUCCCACGGGGAAUCCCACUCUGUCUUCAGAUCCAGUGGGAGGUACAACUUAUCAUUCAUCCGAAAACGAUAUGCAGCCCUGCUUAGGAAGAAGAACUAUGUGAAGGGGAAGUCCAAAGGGGGAGAAAAAGAAGGAGAAGAAGAAGCAAAAGAAGGACAGAGAGACGAAGGAGAAGCAAAAGGACAGCGAAACGAAGAACUCCUCUUUCUAUACACAAAGUGGUACAUAAACGGACGUGACUUUUUCGAUGAGCUCAAAUAUCUUCCAUUGACUUGGAAACCCAGGAGAGACUACAUACAGAGUGGUAUCUUCCCCUUCCACUUAUCGAAAAAUAUUCAGAAGAAAGCCUCCUUUAGGAGACUCAGUGUUGACAGUUACAACUAUCUCUGUGGAUGUGUCUUCGACCUCUGCUCCUACCCUCUAAUGCUACGUUAUUUUGUAUUCCGCUUAUAUAGCCACUGUUUUGUGCACGAAAUUCCCAGCUGCGUUUUUCACUACUUUCGACACGUCUACCCGAGAGUGCACGAGAAGACACAUGCACAUAAGUUUUUUCUAAAAUGGAGAUUCUCCAGCGUCAUGCGGAUGACCUAUGCCAAGUAUCAGCGCGAAUUUGAGGAGGGGUAUCAACCGGAGGAGGGGCAUCAACUGGAGGAGGGGCUUCUCCACCUAGCGGACUCACCACGCCUUCCUGUGACUGCUCAAAUCGGAGGAGUAACCGAAUCGCCCAUUGCAUGCCCCCCUAAGUACUCCUCCAAAGAAGAUAGCCGCAUAACCAGCUCGUACAAUUUGGACGAACUAGCCAAAUCUUCCUACCAUUUCAGUCGAGAAAAACUCAGAGCUCAUAUACUGAGACACCAUUACGCGAAACGGAACCAAAAAGUUAAGAAAAAAAUUUUCAGCGAAAUGAAAAAUAGAUGCCUUGAAGAAAUAAAAAAGAAGCUCCCCAAGAGGAUUCAAAAGGUGAUCCUACCGUACCAACUAGAAUCUGUGUACUUCUUUAAACAGAAGAAUGGAAGAAUAUUAAUCGGCGACGAAAUGGGACUAGGAAAGACACUUCAAGCCAUUUGUAUUUUCCAUUUUUUUCGGCUUUACCCCACCCUCAUUGUAACCCCGUCCACUAUGAAGCUUAACUGGGCCUGCGAGAUUGAGAGAUUCCUGCCUGCCUUUGACCCCUCCAAGGUCCUGGUGGUUGGCGACUCGAACGACUUUCCGAAGGGGGCCCGGCUGUACAGAAUCAUCAUCAUCUCCUUCGAUCUGUACAAAAAGCUGGCGCACCUCAUAAAAGAAAUAAACUUCAAAUUAAUUAUCGUGGACGAAAGUCACUUCAUAAGAACGAGGCACUGCGGGAAGCAAAGCCAGCUAGCCAAAACGAUCAAAGCUACCCUUAAAAAGACAAAAAACGUCAUUUUCCUGAGCGGAACUCCCUCCAUAAACAGACCCAUCAAUAUAUACCACCAAAUUAAGUACCUCAUAAACAGCAAAAAGAGGUUCUGUAAAAAUAAGUUCAUCUUUGGAGAAGAAUUUUGCAAAAAAUAUUUCUCCAGAGGAGAAAAGGUAUUCGAAGAGAAUUUACGCUCCUGGGAAUUCCAUCUCUUCUUAAAAAAAACGGUUAUGAUAAGGCGGUGCAUUUCAGACGUCUUUACUUCGAACUUUCCCGACUUGAAGAGAUUCUUCGUGUACCUACCUCAUGGACCUUACACCAUGGGAACUGAUCAUCUCGUCAAUUUUUUGUCACCCGCUUCCGCAUGUACCCCAUGUAGGGAAGAAAAUGCCCUGCAAACUGUCGGGAAAGACUCAAAAGAGGGAACCGAAUCGGUUAGCCCAGAGUUGACAACUCCCAACAUACAAGCAUUGAGCGAAUCUUUUAAAGUCCAGAUUAAGUCCAAAAAGAUGGAGGAGGGACUCUCCAAAGUGGUUCAUGCUAUGAAAUAUAUGGAGGAACAUUUCCCGGGGAAAAAAAAAAUCAUUUUUUGCUACCACAUAACUGUGUGCAAAUACAUCGAAGAGGAGUUGCUACAAAUGAUAAAAAGAAAAAAACAAACUGAACAAGUCAUCAUAGACUACGUUGUAGUGAAGGGAUAUUUAAGCGAAAAGGAAAAGCGAGAAAAAAUACAAUUCUUUCGCAUGAACCACAGGUGUCAGUAUGGCAUUUUCACUAUCUGUGCAGUUGGCCAUGGACUAGACUUCACUUUCUGCAACUUGUGUUUUUUCCUAGAAUUUCCUGUAAACUUCUUUCACCUGCAACAAUGCGAGAGUAGACUUUUUAGGAAGAACCAGCUAUUCAACACGUACGUUUUUUACUUCCUCUUGGAAAAUGGCAUAGGGAGCGACUACAAAACGUGGAGAAGGUUCACCCGGUGUGCACAUAGCACUCGCUCGAUCGUUGAUGGAACGGAGUUUCCUGGCAAGGAUCUCCUUUAUGAGGACGUUUCGGGGGACGUGCUUCUGCUAAGCGAUCAGAGUGGGUCUCCCGCGAGUGCCGAUCCUUCCAGAAGCAGUUACUCCCCAGAAGAGCCAAACUGCAAACCCCACAACGAAUUGAGUAGCCACACCCACAGCGUGCGAAGCGCCCGAAAACGAAAAUUCCUCUUCCAAAUAAACACCCUCACAAACAGAAUCCAUGCGUACUACCAAAACAAGAAGACCAACUUUCCCAUUGAGCACCUGGCCAACGGUGGGGGUGAGGAAAAAUCACGGACGCUUCUCAAAAAAUGCGCGACUAAAUUUUUGCAAAAUUACAACAAACUAAGCACGACCGAAAGGAAGUUAAUUGAAAAGAAAAAAUGCGACAUUAACAUAUCGCUGCUUCGCCAUCUGCGCGAGGAAGAAAAUAAAACAAAGGCUCUAUAUUUUGAGAGGUACACAAAGAACUUCGCCGCAAGCGAUAAGACAUACGUGAAGACGUACCUUAAAAACAGCUUCCGGGGAAAACUACAAGUCUUCUAUUACCAGGAGUAUGACGAAAAAACAAACGAAGUUAAAUGUCUACAGUGUAAAAGCGAGUUACCCCCUUGUGCCAGUACCAUAGUAGGUGAAUACAACGUCAUGAAAUAUUUGCAGGAACACUCGGACAGCGCCAUGAUCGAGAAAUUUCAUCAAGAAUUCAACACAAUUAAAUUGCAAAGUUGUAAUGUUAAAAAUAUUCUCAUAUGUGAUGAGAGCAAUAUGUUUUGCGAGGGCAAAUGCAGAAUGUUUUAUUUUUUAAAAAAAAGUUCCAAGAGUGUACGAAGAUUAAUUUACGAAAGAGAUAAAGGCGUUUGUAACAUUUGCAAAUUGGAUUGCACAAACUUAAUUAGACAAAUUAAAAGUCAAAAAUACUUUCCAAUUAACGAAAAAAUUGAUUAUUUUAUUAGAAGAUAUCCACUAUUUAUUGAAGAUAUUAAUCAUCUCACACGCAUACUUGAGAAACCAAUGCAAGGACAGAUCUGGAACGUGGACCACAUCUUGCCUGUCUUCAGGGGGGGCGGAGAGGCCUCCUUUGACAACCUGCAGACAUUGUGUACCUUCUGUCAUAGGAAAAAAACAAAGGACGAUUAUAAGAAAAGGGUGAAGAGGAGUAAUCCUGUGGAGAGUUCCCCUCCAAAAUGA
Plasmodium inui San Antonio 1 is the source of this 4479-nucleotide messenger RNA. RefSeq lists its product as hypothetical. The coding region runs from base 1 to 4479 and encodes 1492 amino acids. Gene Ontology annotation, molecular function: zinc ion binding; ATP binding; endonuclease activity. NCBI's taxonomy places the organism in Eukaryota, Apicomplexa, Aconoidasida, Haemosporida, Plasmodiidae. Gene Ontology annotation, biological process: DNA repair; replication fork processing. Gene Ontology annotation, cellular component: nuclear replication fork. The transcript is spliced from 3 exons. The record is from RefSeq and is a predicted model, not a curated record.